This is a messenger RNA of Spodoptera exigua (beet armyworm), 888 nucleotides long. NCBI's taxonomy places the organism in Eukaryota, Metazoa, Arthropoda, Insecta, Lepidoptera, Noctuidae. The record is from the annotation of a GenBank genome assembly.
AUCAGCUCAGGUAGUAUGAUAGUCAUCGCUAUAAAUACUGGCCACAUCUAUCAAUUACCUACACUUAUCAGAAAAAAUACCAAUAUGCGUAUCCUCGUCUUGGUUGCUCUGUGUAUGGCGACUGUUGCAGCACUUCCGACUAGUUCACAAAGAAUAGUUGGUGGGACAGUCACCUCCAUAGAAGAGUACCCGAAUAUGGUUGUACUUUUAGUCUUAUAUGAGUGGAGCGUGUUUGGACACAGGUGUGGCGGCAGCAUCCUCAACAACCGCUCCAUUCUAACCGCUGCUCACUGUGUGUAAUGACCAGUCAGUUAGUAUGUACCAAAUUCGGUUAGGCUCCACAUGGGCGCUUAGUGGUGGUGUGGUUUACAGAAUUAAUGGCAUCAUCAACCACCCACUAUACAUUCCAGGUACUAGAUAUCAUGACAUAGGUAUCUUGCGCUCUGCUUCCAAUAUAAACUUCAAUGAGUGUAUUCGCCCUGCUCCCAUCGCUGGUACUAAGUACGUUGUUCCCGAUAAUGACUAUCUCUGGGCUGCUGGAUGGGGAGCGCAAUAUUAUGGUGAUACUGCUGAACCUGAGGAGCUGCGUCACGUCAAAGUAAUGAAAAUAAACCUGGAAACUUGCAAGAAGCAAUUUGCAGUUAGCAAUAAGUAUACUAUCACUGACGAAAUGUUAUGCUCUGGUUGGCCCACUGGAGGUCGCGACCAGUGCCAGGGCGAUUCCGGCAGUCCUAUCUUCCACCAUGGAGUCGUCGUUGGCGUCUGUUCUUUCGGGAUUGAGUGUGGUCGCGCUGACUUCCCUGGCGUCAACAUGCGUGUUGCCAACUACACCGAUUGGAUAUUAGAUAACGCUUAAUAUAAUCAAAUUGAACGGUGAAUUAAAUAAAU